AUGAAGGUGAAGUUUAUCAGACAGCUGGAAAAUAUUGUGGCUCUGAAGGGCAGCAGCCCUAUGCUGCAAUGUGAGAUCAACAAGCCAAAGGGAGAUGUCCAGUGGCUAAAAGAUGGCCAGGAGAUCUCCCCAAGCCGUCGGCAUACAAUACGGGCACAAGGUCGAGAGCGAAGUUUUACCAUCCGCCAACUAGUGGAAGAAGAUGCUGGGGAAUAUGUCUGUGAGUCUACGGAUGACAGAACCUCAGCAACUGUCACUGUAGAAACUCCUCGUGUUGUUGAGUUCAUAGCAGAGCUUCGUAACAUCACCGUCUGUGAAGGAGAAGAUGCAGUAUUUAAGUGUGUGGUUUCACCAGAGGACACAAAGUUGGUGUGGCGUUUAAAUGGCAAGCAAGUAGCUCUGAAUGAGCGUACUGUCAUUUCUAGCAAUGGACUAUGCCACAUGCUCUGCAUCAACAACUGCAUGGUUUCAGAUAGCGGCAGAGUGACAGCUGAUGCAGAGGGAUUGGUAUCAGAGGCAGAACUUCAGGUUCAAGAGCAACAGGUGCUGUUCACCAAGAAAAUGACACCAGUUGUAGCUGAAGAGUACAGUGAGGCAACUCUAGAGGUGGAAGUGAGUCUAGAUGCGGGAGAAGUGCAGUGGAUGAGACAAGGGGUGCUGAUCCACCCUGGGGCCAAGUAUACUCUGAAACACACGGGCCGAAAGCACAGUCUUACCCUCCACAAACUGGCUGUGUCUGACCGGGGCACCUACAGCUGUGAAACCCUCCAUGACCGCACGCAAGCCCAGCUCACAGUGGAACCACGCAGAAUCACAAUCAAGAGGGGUCUGACCGACAUUAAAACCACAGAGAGAGAAACGGCUUCUUUUGAAGUGGAGCUCUCCCAUCCCAAUGUACCAGGCACCUGGAUCAGAAACGGAAUCCAGCUUAAGCCAACAAAUCACUUUCGUAUGAGUGCCAAAGGACAAGUCCACAGCCUCACUAUCUCUAACCUAUCAGUAGAAGACACUGGCACCUUCGUGUUCUGUGUAGAGAAUCUGAAGACAUCUGCAAGACUUGUUGUGAAGGAGCGUGAACUGUUGACCCUGCAGCGUCUGGAGGACCUGGACAUUCAGGAGGAUCAGAAUGCUGUGUUUGUUUGUGAAAUCUCAGUGGAGGACGUGCCAGGAGAAUGGUACAAAAACGGGGAGCGGAUACAACCCACUAGCACCAUCAAGAUCCGCCAGGAAGAGCUUCCUGUCAACAUUGUCAAACCUCUGCAGGACAAGACCGCCCUCGAGAAAAGCCGUGUGAUCAUGGACUGCACCGUGUCCAACCCCAGAUGCAGUAUCCGCUGGUACAAAGGCAGCAAUGUCAUCCUGCCCUCUGAGCGCUUUGAGAUCUGCAGUGAAGGCUGCUAUCGCAAACUGAUCAUCCAGCAGGUGGCGCUAGACGAUGAGGGCACAUACAGUGUGCAGGUUGGAGAGUACACAUGCUCUGCAAAACUGACAGUGGAGGCCCAGUCUCUGCUGAUAAUCAGAGAGCUAAAAGACGUGGAGGUCAUGGCUCCUGAUGAGGCCUGCUUUGAAUGUGAGAUCUCAGUUCCUGUCCUUAAAUCCCCCAUAUGGAGUCUGAAUGGGGAGGCCCUGCAGCCGAGCUCUCGGGUUCGCCUGGAGAAGAUGGGAACAGUGUACAAGCUGACCCUCCGGCAGACCUCCCCAGAUAUGGGUGGAGUGGUGGAGUUCACCUUUGGGAAAACAAAGAGCAGAGCCCAGCUUCGGGUAGUGAGUACAGAGAAGAACACCAUUUACUAA
Messenger RNA from Acanthochromis polyacanthus (spiny chromis), 1794 nucleotides. It is a transcript of the gene obsl1b, whose product is annotated as obscurin like cytoskeletal adaptor 1b. The record is from RefSeq and is a predicted model, not a curated record. NCBI's taxonomy places the organism in Eukaryota, Metazoa, Chordata, Actinopteri, Pomacentridae. The transcript is spliced from 7 exons. Bases 1 to 1794 code for a protein of 597 amino acids.